Vitrella brassicaformis is the source of this 1300-nucleotide messenger RNA. NCBI's taxonomy places the organism in Eukaryota, Vitrellaceae. The record is from the annotation of a GenBank genome assembly.
CGCAGGCCCGACGAGUUUCCUCGCAUAAACCGCACGGCAUGAUGGCAUUCCUCCCCCUGUCGGCGAUGGUCAUGAGCCUGACUCUCAGUGUCGUCGGCAAGCCGACUCAGCCAAGACAGGACGCGUUUGUGUGCCUAUCGUGAGUGGUUUGCCUGUUGCUGUGUGUGUGCCGUCAGGUGCCAUCUGCCGCCUUCGUCCACCUCACUCGAACCAUGCCAACCACUGCCAGACGUCAUCUGCUGAGGCUGCAGACGACAUCGAACCAGCCCUCUCUUCAGGCUGACGAGCACGGUGCGGCGGCCGAUGACGCCAAAAAGGUCAGGGUGGUCAUCGGGAUCGAAAUCAACGGGGAGAAGAAAGACAAGAUCUUCCUCUACGAGCCGAGCGACGACGAUCAGCUCCUCGACCUCAUUGAACCGACCCGGAAGUACUUCGAAGUCGAUCCGUCAGUGGCAGCCGACAAUGAUUAUAAACUCACCAAGUGUGACGGGACGGCGGUGGACCUGGACGCCACUGUGAAGGACACGCUGGCAGAUCGCGUCGGCACCCUUGCCGCCCCCAUCAUCUUCAAAGUCACCAAACCACCUCCAACACCAGCACCAACACCACCUCCAGCACCAGCACCAAGUGAGCCAGGGAGGGAGAGAGAGAGAGAGAGAGAGAGAGAGGGAGGCCUCAGGGAGUGAGUACGUCCACAUGGAUGGAUGGAAUCGCAUCUUAUGUAUUUCCCUGUGUGUGUGCGUACGUACGAAGCUCGGCGUGAUCUUAGCGAGGAGAAGGAGCUAACACUGCGGAUGAUGAGGCUCAUGCCCGGCCCCUGGGCGUUUUUCUUCUGAUGCCCCCCUGAUGACUCUCUCGUGUGAAUGGCCGGCCCGGAGGCUAUGCGUCGCCAGAACCAGUUCCACGCCAGCCGCUAUCAUCUUCCAGCUCACGCUUGGCGUCUUUGUGAUCAAGAUACCAAUGGUCUGGUUCAUCGACAAGCAGACGGACUUCAUUAUCCCUUUCUCACAUCAGCCCGGGCGGCCUUGUUGGGAUGGAGGCCAUAUCGGCUUUAUGUGGUUCCUGCUGAAUGUGAUCUGGUCUGCCUGGGUGAUGUGGGAGGACAGGCCGAAGAAAAAGGAUCACACCAAAGCGAAGAACACUCAGUCUGCUGAGACGAGUGAGGAUGUGAAAUAGCUGAGCGACAGAGAGAGGGAGAGAGGGAGGGAGGGAGGGAGGGGCGUGUGUCUACUGUUUGUCUGUCAUGUAUGUGUGUAUUGUAGCUUAGUUGACAAGACAUUUGUGUACAGCUGUCAGUGGC